Molecule: messenger RNA, 844 nt
Organism: Dalotia coriaria
Lineage: Eukaryota; Metazoa; Arthropoda; Insecta; Coleoptera; Staphylinidae
Product: keratin-associated protein 6-2-like
Exons: 2
Coding region: 65-700 (211 amino acids)
Source: RefSeq, a predicted model, not a curated record
AAUCGAGGGAUUUUUAAGUCAUUUUAAUCAGUUCGAAGCAACCAUUCAGUAUACCAUCGUCAUCAUGAAAUAUUUGGUGUGUGUUGCGCUUUUGUGCGCUGUUGGUGUAUCCAUUGCUCAAGAAUCGCAACAAAAUGUAGAAAACAACCAAGAAAGUUUGGCGUCUAUUGAAGAAAACACACAAUACCAAGGGGAUGUCACUGAUGGUGCUAGGGAUAAACGAUUGAUUGGGAAAUUAGCACUGGCGAAGAUUGGCGUGUUGGGACUUGGUGCUGUUGCUGCUAAAACCGCGCUUGUAGGUGGAGCUGGUCUUCUUGCAGCUAAAUCCCUUUCAGGUUAUGGUCGUGGUUAUGGAGGUUAUGGAGGUUAUGGCGGUUAUGGAGGUUAUGGAAACAACUACGGGGGAUACGGUCACAAUUACGGCGGAUACGGCCAUAAUUACGGUGGAUACGGUCAUAACUAUGGUGGUUAUGGCGGUUAUGGUGGUUACGGCAACAAUUAUGGAGGUUAUGGUCAUGGUUAUGGCAACGGAUACUCCGGAAUUGGUUUCUCUCUAAACGCAGGUAUCGGUGGCUACGGUAAGGGUUACGGCAACUCUUAUGGAAAUAGCUAUGGUGGUUACGGAGGAGGUUAUGGAGGAGGUUAUGGAGGUUAUGGUACUUCCGGUUAUAGCGGCUAUGGCGGCUACAACAACUGGUAAUCCCAUCACCAAAAAUUAAUUCAUGAAACGCCAUUCGAUGCAAUCACCUCAAAAUUUUCUAUGAUGUAAUGUAAAUUUAAACAGAACUGAUUUUACUGUAAAUUAUUGACGCUUAAUUAAACAAAGUGUGUUCAAUACUCUUAA